GCUGUCCUAAGAUGGAAUCCCUUUACUCAGUAUUCUCCUGUCCAAUCAGGUGGAAUGUUUCACAGGCACAUGGUUUAUACAGCUCAAAAUAACUUGGGACCUGUGAGCUGACAAAUGCUCUGGCCCCGGUGGUGACAGGUUGUCCAGCUUCUUACAGCCAUCUUCACUGAAACUAAGGUUAACUCCUGAGUAUCUGUGGACGGCUUCUCUCUACUUCCAAGGGCGUGAAGAAUUUUCUUAUCCUCCUGUGCUUCCAUCUAGAGGUUCUUGGAUAAUUAUCAUCACGGUGGAGUACAUAGGUUGGACAUCCUCAUCUGGGUCAACUAAAAAAAGAAAGCAUGCAAGACGACAGCAUAGAAGCCUCUACUUCCAUAUCUCAACUUCUAAGAGAGAGCUAUUUAGCUGAAACUAGACAUAACGGAAACCAUGAAAGGAGUCUAGCAGAGCCUUCCUCAAAUCCUUUCCAUUUUGGCGGUCCUUCUAUAGCUGCUGAAGGAGGCGGAGGCCAAGAUGACCUUCCAGAUCUUUCAGCCUUUCUGAGCCAAGAAGAAUUAGAUGAAAGUGUCAAUCUGGCAAGAUUGGCCAUCAACCAUGACCCUUUGGAGAAAGCAGAUGAAGUUCAAACUAGAAAACGUCUGUCCUCUGAGCAGACGAAACGCCCAUCUAAAUCAAGUUUUGACCCUAAUUUCUGCCAAGAUAACUCUAGAAGUUCUGUUAACUCUAAUGAGAGCCAUCAGGAAGCAAAAAGACCACAAUAUAGCUCUGAAACCCAGUCGAAAAAAGUGUUCUUGAAUAAGGCUGCCGACUUCAUUGAAGAGCUGUCCUCCAUUUUCAAAGCUCAUAGCUCCAAAAGGAUUAGACCACGUGCUUGCAAAAACCACAAGAAUAAAUCGGAAUCUUCAAACAAAGUUGUGCAGGGAAAUAACUCCAGCUUCUCAGACCUAUCAGAAAGAAGAGAAAGAGCUUCUGUCCCCAUCCCUAUCCCUGCAGAUACCAGGGAUAAUGAAGUGAAUCAUGCCCUUGAACAACAGGAAGCUAAGAGACGUGAAGCCGAGCAGACUGCCGUUGGAGCAGCUGGUGGAGACACCAGUCCAGAGUCUUCACCGUCAUCUUUGUACUAUGAAGAACCUCUGGGGCAACCUCCUAGGUUCACUCAAAAGUUACGGAGCAGAGAAGUUCCAGAAGGCACCAGAGUGCAGUUGGAUUGCAUAGUGGUAGGAAUUCCACCACCUCAAGUAAGGUGGUAUUGUGAAGGCAAGGAGCUUGAAAAUUCCCCGGAUAUUCAUAUCAUUCAGGCAGGAAAUCUGCACUCCCUGACCAUUGCUGAAGCCUUUGAAGAGGACACAGGUCGCUAUUCCUGCUUUGCUUCUAACAUCUAUGGGACGGAUUCAACUUCUGCUGAAAUUUAUAUAGAAGGAGUUUCUUCUUCUGACUCAGAAGGGGACCUUAAUAAGGAAGAGAUGAAUAGAUUCCAGAAGCCAAAGGAGAUGCCACCCCCUCUCGCUACCUCUGCAGUCAUUCCUUCAGCAGCACCACAAGCCCAGAAUGUGGCGGUCCAGCCCACCGUGUCAACCCUCCAGCAGAGUCAGAGCCCUACCAACUAUUUGCAAAGCCUGGAUGGAAAGCCCAUCAUCGCAGCUCCCGUGUUUACAAAGAUGUUACAAAAUCUAUCAGCCUCUGAGGGCCAGCUGGUUGUUUUUGAAUGCAGAGUCAAAGGAUCCCCAUCUCCUAAAGUUGAAUGGUACAGAGAAGGAACCUUGAUAGAAGAUUCCCCAGAUUUCAGGAUUUUACAGAAAAAACCUCGAUCCAUGGCAGAACCAGAAGAGAUUUGUACUUUGGUCAUUGCUGAAGUGUUUGCAGAAGAUUCUGGAUGCUUCACAUGUACUGCAAGCAACAAAUAUGGUACAGUGUCAAGCAUUGCACAGUUAGAUAUAAGAGCAAAUGAGGACUUCAGCAAUCAUGGGUCUCUUCACUCAGCAAACUCCGGCAUCAACCUGGCUGCUUCUGGGCAUCAGCCCUCCCCACCCAACCCAGUGCCUCUAUCUAUGGAGCAGCCCCCUAAACCCAAACUUGAAGGGGUUCUGGUUAACCACAAUGAGCCCCGGUCCAGCUCGAGGAUUGGACUCCGUGUGCAUUUCAACCUUCCAGAAGAUGACAAAGAAAGUGAAGUAGCCUCCGAGAGUGGAGUGGUCAAUUCCAACCAGACCAGGCCCAAUUAUUUCCAGGAAAGAUUCAAUGGACAAACAACAAAAGUCUCAGAACCUUCUUCACCAAUCAAAGAACCCCCUCCAGUUUUGGCCAAACCCAAACUCGAUUCCAGCCAGCUACAACAACUCCACAACCAAGUCUUACUGGAACAACAGCAAUUGCAAAGUCCCUCUCCUUCAUCUCCAAAAGAGUUUCCUUUCAAUACAAGUAUUUUGAACUCCAUUGAGCCCUCUGCGGUGACAUCAACUGGCAAACCAGUGAAGACCCCUUCAGCACAGACAUUCAGUUUGGCCCGGCCAAGGCAUUUCUUCUCCACAAAUACCAUCCCAGCAACUGAGUCCCCGUCUAGUUCUCCAGUGUUCACCCUGAACAGCACUCCUCAAGCCAUUCAGAGGACAGUAAGCAAAGAAAACCUCUUCGCUUCUCACCCUUCUGUACAAACCAAACCUAUAGGAGGUGUUUCCAUCCAGAAUGAUCCACUCGCUCCAGCUCCAACAGAGCCAGCGCAAUCACCAUUUUCCAUCUCCGGUGGCAACCAGUUUCAGCCUCACUGUGUGUCCCCAACUCCUGUCUCUCCCACCAGCCGGAUUCAGAACCCAGUGGCUUUCCUCAGCUCGGUUCUACCUUCCCUCCCUGUCAUCCCACCCACCAACGCCAUGGGGUUGCCACGAAGCGCACCUUCCACGCCAUCCCAGGGACUAAUGAAGAAAAAUAGAAAGUCUCCCCAAGCAGUGAGUGAUGAUUAUAUUCGUGAAACUAAGAAUGCUGUAAUUCUAGACUUGGGGAAAAAAAUGAAUUUCGGUGAUGUUAAAUCAAAUCAACAGGAAUACAAAAUUUCAAAUUUUGAGCAGAGGCUGAUGAAUGAAAUAGAGUUUCGUUUGGAACGAACUCCUGUUGAUGAAUCGGAUGAUGAAAUCCAACAUGAUGAGAUCCCUACAGGCAAGUGCCUUGCUCCUGUCUUUGACAAAAGACUCAAACACUUCAGGGUCACCGAAGGCUCUCCAGUCACAUUCACCUGCAAAAUUGUUGGAAUACCAGUCCCAAAGGUUUACUGGUUCAAAGAUGGGACACAGAUUUCAAAGAAAAGUGAGCACUGCAAAAUGAGGCGAGAAGAAGAUGGGACUUGUUCUCUGUACAUUGACUCCACCACCAGUGAUGAUGAUGGUAACUAUACCAUCAUGGCUGCCAACCCCCAGGGGAGAAUCAGCUGUUCUGGACACUUGAUGGUUCAAAGUUUGCCCAUUCGCAAUAGACUAACAUCUGACGGCCAGUCUCACAGAGGAAGGUCCCGAAUGCAAGAAAGAGACAAAGAGCCCCUUCAGGAACGCUUUUUCAGACCACAUUUCCUGCAAGCUCCUGGGGACAUGGUAGCUCAUGAAGGACGACUCUGUCGACUGGACUGUAAGGUGAGUGGCCUACCACCUCCAGAGCUGACAUGGCUACUUAAUGGCCAACCGGUACUACCAGAUGCCUCCCACAAGAUGCUGGUCAGGGAGACGGGAGUUCACUCUCUACUCAUUGACCCACUCACGCAACGCGAUGCAGGAACCUACACUUGUAUUGCCACCAACAAAACCGGGCAGAAUUCCUUUACUCUGGAACUCACCGUAGUAGCCAAAGAGGUGAAGAAAGCACCUGUGAUUCUGGAGAAAUUGCAGAACUGUGGUGUUCCAGAAGGCCACCCGGUAAGACUGGAAUGCCGUGUGAUUGGCAUGCCUCCACCCGUGUUCUACUGGAAGAAGGACAACGAGACCAUCCCUUUCACCAGAGACAGGAUCAGCAUGCACCAGGACACAACAGGGUACGUCUGCCUCUUCAUUCAGCCAGCCAAGAAAUCAGAUGCUGGAUGGUACACACUGUCGGCCAAGAAUGAAGCCGGCAUCGUCUCGUGUACUGCUCGGCUGGAUAUCUACGCUCAAUGGCACCAGCAGAUUCCACCGCCCAUGUCCAUUCGGCCCAGUGGCAGCCGCUACGGAUCCCUCGCUACAAAAGGACUUGACAUUUUCUCGGCCUUUUCCUCUGUGGAAAGCACAAUAAUGUAUUCAUCCUCUUCUCGGAGUGUGGUAGAGAGCGAUGAACUUUAGGAAAACCUGGCUUCCUGCUGUGUAAAGAGGUGGACUGUGGAGGAGGAAGGGCAUCUCCACAAGUUGAAUUUCAAGCAACAGGAUUUGAGUAAGUUCCCACACUGCUGGACCAGUAGCAACAAGUGCUUUGAAUAAGUUAGCUGGAA
Erinaceus europaeus (western European hedgehog) is the source of this 4438-nucleotide messenger RNA. RefSeq names its product myopalladin (gene MYPN). The transcript has 20 exons. Gene Ontology annotation, molecular function: axon guidance receptor activity. The coding region runs from base 339 to 4292 and encodes 1317 amino acids. The record is from RefSeq and is a predicted model, not a curated record. Gene Ontology annotation, cellular component: axon; plasma membrane; neuronal cell body. Gene Ontology annotation, biological process: homophilic cell-cell adhesion; synapse organization. Lineage: Eukaryota; Metazoa; Chordata; Mammalia; Eulipotyphla; Erinaceidae.